Molecule: messenger RNA, 6338 nt
Organism: Delphinapterus leucas (beluga whale)
Lineage: Eukaryota; Metazoa; Chordata; Mammalia; Artiodactyla; Monodontidae
Source: RefSeq, a predicted model, not a curated record
GGAACUUUAGGGGGCGGUAAGCGCAGGUGGCGCGUGACCCUGGGGCCUCUCCGCCGCGCGCGGUCAAGGGACUGAUGUUUGAACGGAAAGCUUCAAAACUUUUUAAAGAAACCUUCAGAAUGGCUUUGAACCCGACAAGCUAGACAUCGCUUCAGAGCACCGCCUUCAGCAUGCAUCUGCCCUGUCAGGCUUCCCUGGCAAAGGGGUCGUUCUUUGAAGGGGUCGUUCUGCAGAGGGCCAGGGAGACGAUGCUCACGGAACCAGAUUGGUGGAUUUGACUUUCUGGUAGAAUUCUCUUGCUUUAUUGAUUUUUUCCCAGAGCUCUGAGAGGCUGGAGGUAUUGAUGGGACCGAAGGGCCUGGAAGGAAGGGAAGAAGCACUUUCAUGCUGAAUGAGAACGAGACAAGUGACUGUUGGAGACUGAAAACACCUAAACGUCCCACAUCCGGAUUCAGCGGAGGAACUGUCACUGCUGGGGAGAAAGAAGCCAGGCUGGAAAAGAAAACCCAAAUAAAGAGAAUGAGGGCCACCAAAGAGUAAAUGGCCACCUCCACCUCGACAGAGACCACGUCAGCCUCCUGGUGGAAUUAUUUUUUCCUUUAUGAUGGUUCCAAGGUGAAGGGAGAAGGAGAUCCAACCAGAGCUGCCAUCUGUUACUUUUUCCCCCCUCAGACCCUGCUUGACCAACAGGAGCUGCUCUGUGGACAGAUCGCCGGGGUUGUCCACUGCAUUUCUGACAUUUCCGGCUCUCCUCCCACCAUCGUCCGUCUGCGGAAACUUAAGUUCGCCAUAAAGGUUGACGGCGAUUACCUUUGGGUGCUGGGCUGUGCUGUUGAGCUCCCUGAUGUCAGCUGCAAGCAGCUUCUGGAUCAGCUCAUCGGCUUCUUCAAUUUUUACAAUGGGCCUGUUUCUCUGGCCUACAAGAGCUGCUCUCGGGAAGAACUGAGCGGGGAGUGGGACACCUUCAUUGACCAGAUCCUGAGAAACACCAGUGACCUGCAUAAGAUAUUCAACUCCCUCUGGAACCUGGACCGAACGAAAGUGGAGCCCCUGCUGUUGCUGAAGGCGGCCCUCAUUCUGCAGACCUGCCAGCGCUCGCCCCAUGUUCUAGCCGGCUGCAUCCUCUAUAAGGGGCUGAUCGUUAGCACCCAGCUCCCACCCUCUGUCACAGCCAAGGUUCUGCUUCAUCGAGCUGCACGUCGGGACCAGAGAAAACCUCUAGGAGGGGAUGCCCUGCAGGAACAUGGAGCAGCACUCCCUCCAAACGUCCAGAUUGUGCCUGUUUUCCUGACCGAAGAGGAAGCUGUCAGUCUCCGUGAGUUCCCCCGGGAGCCCACGACCAGCGCUCUGGCAUCUCCAGCCAGACUCCCGGAGCCCCCAGCCCAGCGCCCUCCAAAGGGUUUGAACACAUCUGCCCCGAAAGAAAACGCCCCCAGACACGUGGAACCCACGGCUCGGAUCUCAGCGACCAGCCCUGAGCCCACGUCUCCUGAUGUCACCUGGCCAAAUGGCAGGGGGGAGAACGGACACUGGUCAGGCUGUGAUGUGAAGAGCACCAAGCCCCCAACACCGCACCACGCCGCCGGGGGCCGGGGGCCUGGGCUCGGCCUCUCCCUGGUGAAGGAAACCGGUUUGUCCAGGGGGGAAGAGGAACUGGACUUGUCUGAAAUCCACGUUCCAGAAGCUCAGGACACGGGAGCAUCCUUGGGUUAUUCUGCCUCCGAUGGCGGGCCUCCUGGCUGCAGGGCAUCUGUCAGUGACUCUGGCAACCCCGGAAGCCAGCCACCCGAGGCCCUGCCUGUGGGCACAGCUGUGGGCGGCCCCCUCCCUCCCUCCACUGCUGAGAUGCUCACCCAGAAUGGAGCCCUAGAACGGCCCAGAGACCAUCCUGGCAACAGCAGCCAAGCCCCCGUCCCCAGGGACCACCUCCUCAGCCCGACGAGCGGGCCGUUGCCGUCGCCUUGCUUGGAUUCGAGGCAGACGGGGUCUGAGCUGCCCGUGGGGGAACAAGGCGAGGGGCAGCACGGCGAUGGGGUUCCUGAGGGCCGCUCAGCCUCCAGCCCGGAACGCGCCUCGGGCUCGGCAGACCCCCCAGGCGACGGCCCCUCCGCAGACAGAACCGGAUCCAGGGCGACCCCCGUGUCCCUCGCGCGGCUCGUGCGGAUGAACCUCUACACUCACAGCGUCAGAGGCCUGGCGCUGUUGCUGCUGGCCGAGGAGCCGCUGCUGGGAGAUGGCGCGGCCGUCGAGGACGUGCCCGGCAGCUCUAGACUCUGUAUGGCCGGAGUCUGUGCGUGUCACCGCCUGGAUUGGGAGUUUUCCACCAGCCCUGACUUUCCGUCCAUCUGGAGCUCCUUCCUAGAAGGCCCAGGACGUCUGAAAUGCUAACUGGAUCCAGAAGGCUCCUCUCAAACCUUUGCAGCCCCUUCCCCACUUCGAGUGGUAAGCUGACCUUCUCUGGGGCCUGGGCCCACGCUGGAUCCAGUCGCCAUAGUAACAGCCUUGCUUUAGUUGGCCGGGCAACGGCAGCGAUAAAAACAGCAGGUUAAAAUUGCUGCAGGGUGAACGGUGUCCUGGGGCUUGCCUUGUUUCUGUUCUUAAAUCUAUAUUAUUCUAAGCCCAUCGUAUUAGCAGGCAGGCCCGUGGCCCUCCGUACAUGAGCGGGUCCCCUGGAACGCAGUGGAGGAGGGCGGCGGGUCCUCCGCGCGGAGCCUGGAGACAGAGCCUGCGCCUCUCGCACCUGCCUGGCUCCUCUCCCCUUUCCACAGGCCCCGCAGCACCCUCCCCGAGUGGCGGCUUCCCGCCACCUCCUUCCCCAAGGCUCUGAGCGACAUCUCCACCUCCUCACAACAGCUCAGGGAUCCAGGGCUGCAGUUCUGUGCAUCCAUCUCCCGGCCGAUGCCUUAGUUUCAUGGUCUGUCCUGCUUAGCACCGAGCUUAGAUGCGGCAUUUUGCAGGCCCAGUGUUGGCAUGCAGUACAGUGGAUACCACCCCUCAUUUUUACUUUCCCCCCCAAAAAGAAAAAGAAUAGUGCAGGCUGCGCGGGGAGAAUAAGGUAAAUUAAGAUAUAUUCUGCAUUUGCUGUAGGUAAAUACUUUACAUCUGCUACUUUAGCCAAACCUUGGAACAGCUAGCUCUGGGGGCAGGCACGGUAACUCCCAUUUUGCCCUUAAGAAAACCACCUCUUUGAGAUCAAGACCUAAUGCACAUGGUGGGGCCCAGGAUUUCUGCCUGUUUCUUGUCUCCCACCCUCAACCCUCUGUCCCCCGCGGAUCUGACCUUGGCAUGGUAGGUGGGAAGGUGAAGGAGUAGAGGCCCUGCCUUCUGUGGCCCUUGAUACUCGGACAUGGGACUUGGUCUGUCACAGCCCAUCCUUGUUGUCAGGGCAACGACCUCCCUGGGCUUUCAUGGAAAGUAGGGUUUGGUGUUGGGCAGGAAAGAGAACGCAAUUUUAUGGAAAAAGAAAACUAGUCCUUUCUAAGAAGAGUAGGGCGUUAACGAACUUUGAUCAGCUUGCUGGUUUGUGAGUGGAGUCGGUUGAUCAGACCCAAAGGCUGUCUAUUUUAUAAUCAGCAGAGAGCUUUCAUUGCCUUUUUUUCCCGGUUCUGCACACAAAACAGUCGACCUGAUUUCCCUCCAGACCCUCUGCUGCUUGCUGUCUAGAAAAAGCCAACCCACUGGUUCAGAGGAGCAGAGUAGGCUCACGCCAGGGGGCAGCAGAGAGCCGCUGAUAGUUUCCUGCUCAAAACCCAAGAUAAUCCUCUCACUGACCUUCAAUUAUUCAUCAUUACAGUAGGACACGGAGCUAUGGGUACAGUAGACAAAGCCUGGGUAUAGUGUGUUAGCAUAAAAUACAAAAAAGCACCCCUCUCCCGUGAAACUGGUGCUUCUGAGUAAAUGUGGGUUCCUGCAUCGUUUCUUCUGCGUGUAUGGGGACACACUGACAUUGAGCCGCUUGCUUUGCUGUGGACUAGAAGGCGGAGGAUCCAGGAACAGCCCCGGCUCCGUGUCUCCUAGGGCUGCUGUGAGGCUCUCGUAUGUGGUAGUGUGUCUUGGGUUGGCAAACUUUAAUGUAAAGGAACACAUAGCAGGUGUUUUCUGCUUUGUACAACUCCUGGAAUCUGCUGUUGUAGUACAAAAACAACCAUAAACAAUAUGUAAAUAAACGGCGUGGCUGUGUUCCAGUACAUUGUUUAUGGACACAAAAAUUGAAGCUUGAUAUAAUUUUCACAUAACAAUAUUAUUCUUUUGAGUUUUUUUCCCCUAACCAUACAAAAAUAUAAAAACCAUUCUCAGCUCUCAGGCUAUCUAAAACAGCGUCAGUAGGCUGGAUUUGGUCCACGGGCCAUGGUUUGCUGACUCCUCGUAUAUAUGAAAGCACUUGCUUACCAGUAGAAAAUUGCCCACGUGUCAUCUGGUAUAGCGUCUUGUGAUUUAACUGCGUUGAUGGUUAAGUGAUUUUAUCCUGAGGACAAGUUAGGCAGAAGAUUCCAGAAGUGGCCCGGUGCCUACAGAGAAAGCUCAAGAUUUGGCAUGGCUCAUUCUGUCCCCGUUUUCCCUUUCCCUGGGCACCCGCUGGGGAUGGAGGGAUGACUGUUGCAGAUUCCUGAGAUCCAGAAACUUUCAGCGAGGCUGUGGUUUGACUUCGUGGUAAAUCCUGUACACACACACACACAGCCUCAGCUGCCUCUGUUAAUUGCGUUGGUGAGGCUGUUCCAGGGAUCUGAGCAGGGGACAGUGUGCUUGUCCUCCUGUUCCGUUACUAUGGACCCUCGACUCAGCCCGCACAGCUCGUGGUGGACGGUGCCUGGUGUCGGUCACACUGGCUGUCCAGUCACCCAGUGGCUGUUGACUGGCACCUCCUGGGAGCCAGGCUCGCUGCUGGGCCCUGGGGACGCAGAGAUGAGGGUGUCACGUAAACCCUGGUGCCAAACCUAAUGGCUUUAAGUACCAUUUCUACGACAUGGGAUAGAAAUGCUAAUUUUAAGUCCAGGACACUCCCCAAAAUAACACUUGAGUUUCAUGACAUUCACCUCAGAACAUUCUCUUUACAUCUCUGGUCCUUUUAUGUGAGCUUAUUUUUAUACACAGCUGUCGUGAAAUAAGCCAACCCACAGACAAGUCGUAUUAGUCCAGGGACGAGUGCUCAUGGAAGAGGUCCCACUUCUUUAAUAACGACAGUUUUCAUAUUCUUGACUUUAAGAAAAUGCCUUCGCUCCCGGCACUUCAGAGCGGACAGAAUGGAUAGAUGCUAUUUGACCUCAGCCACUCAGCAGCCCUGUAGUAUCCCUAUUUCACAGAUGAAAAAAAGCGAGGCGCAGAAAAGCCAGUAACUUGCCCCGGGUCAUCUAGUCGGGAAGAGGCUGAGCCAGGAGGUCCUUCACCUGGGCGCCAGCUGCUGCCCAGGGCCCGCGGCCUCCUUGUGGCUUUAGCAGCCCGGGGCAGCCCCAGGAGGCCCUGUUUCAGGCUGAGUCCAUCUGGACGUGACGGACGUACUUGGCGGGGCCCAAGAUGGAGUUCAGCCGUUCGAAAAUGACGUUGCGGGAAAAUAGUUCACGGAUGAAGGACGAAGUUCACGCUGUAUCGUUAGGUCACAGAACUAGCAUCAGUCGUUAUUUAUGGUCUGACUCCAUCUUUAGUUUAUAAACAACAAAUCGUACAAAGUGGGACAGUCCAGUGUUCCCAACUGCACCUGCAGGUGACAUCCCCUGGGAGGUGUUUUAAAAUACAGGUGUUUGGGCCUCACCUCCCGGACAGCCUUCCUCAGCUGGGUUCCUCCUCUGAGCCAGAGAGCACAGAAAACCAUUUCACCCACACUUCUCAGUCCUUCGAGAACAGUGGCUGGUACCAUUCUAGGUACACGGGAGGUAGGUGGCCUCCCUGCAGACAGUCAAGAAGCACGGGGUGGGGGAGGAGCGGGGCACAGACGCCAGCCCUGGUUAUAGGAGAUGCACCAGGGCGCCACCAGUGGCUCUGCCUGGAUGGUGAGAUUCUGGGCCAGUUUUCCUUGCUUUUUUUUUUUUCUUUUAUUUUUCUGCUCCCCCCUAUUUUCUGAUUUUUCUACAAGUUUGAAAUGCAUUAGGACAUAAGGGCCGAAGUCAGGACUUCUCCAACAACAGGUCAAAGCACUGGUCAGAGUCCUUCUUGCUAAGUCAGGCAGCCACGCAGAUAUCCCUUGGGUGGCUUGCUCAGCGGCGGCCUGUCCCCUCCCUGCCCCGCAGUACCACGGCAGCCUGGCGUCCCUCAAUGGGCUGGAGGUGCACCUGAACGAGACGCUGCCCCGGGACCAGGCGGCCCCUGCGGCCAGAACCUAUGGCUUCGCGCACUACGACCGCGUC